AUGGUGGCGGCGCAAAGGCGAUUUGGACCAUCGGAGUUCGAAGAUCCGGCAGUAUGUCUUGCCAACCUUCAACAACAAACCACAGUUAGCGAGUUCCAGGCUAGUUUUGAAGUCAUAGCCAACACAGUACCAGGCCUUUCUUUUACACUAAAAAGAGCACUCUUUAUGGCCGGUCUAAAACCGAACAUUAGGAGACAAGUCCUAAUUCAACGACCUCAAGAUGUCCAUGCUGCUUUCUCACUGGCAAAAAUAUAUGAAGACCAGCACACAGACUCCAAUACCGGGUACAAAGCUCACGGACAGACGACACCACACCCACCAUUCACACAAAAUCCAUCAGUCAGUCAAUCAAACUCCACCAAAUAUCCAUCCACAACAUCCCCACUUCCUAUUAAGCGACUCUCACCAGAAGAAAUACAACGUAAACGAGAAAAAGGGCUUUGCUACAGUUGUGAUGAAAAAUAUGUGUUUGGCCAUAGAUGCAAAGGGAAAGCCACCUUGCUAUAUUUUGACGGCACAGAAGAUGAUCCACCUCCGUCCGAAAGUGAGGAACAAACAGAAUCUCCAAUUACAGAUAAUGUUUCUAAUUCAUUUUCUGAGAUAAGUUUGAACGCCUUAUUGGGCCACCAUUCGCCACGAUCUUUUCGUUUAACGGGAACGAUAUUUGGGACACAAGUUCAGGUUUUAAUCGACGGCGGAAGCACUCAUAAUUUUAUCACGCAUAAAAUGGCUACGUAUUUGGGACUGGUUUUGCAGACUUUAGAGACGUUUACUGUGCAGGUAGGCAAUGGUGAGGGACUUCAAUGUCAGGCAUAUUGCAAGGAAGUACCCCUAGUGAUGCAGUCUCACACAUUUUCAGUGGAUUUAUACUCUUUGGAGUUGAAAGGUGCAGAUAUUGUCCUAGGAGUUCAAUGGCUCAGUACCUUAGGACCCAUUCUUACUGAUUAUAGCCAAGUACUAAUGACCUUUGACCACCAAGGUAACAAUAUUCAACUUCACGGACACCGUCCUGACAACCCAAUACUUAUAUCUUCUGCAAAGUUGAAUAAACUUAUGGUCACAGAUGCAUACACUUCAUGCCUCAUGUGUUUCAACUGUCCUCACUCUUCAACACCUACUUCCCCUCAAACACAUGACACAGAACCCCACCAUACUGUACCUGACAUUCAAAACUUACUCUCCAACUACAAUGAUGUGUUUACCAUUCCCAAUACCUUACCACCACACCGACCACAUAACCACCACAUCAAUUUACUCCCUAACACACAGCCUGUCCAAGUUAGACCCUACCGUUACCCACAUUUCCAAAAGAGCGAAAUUGAAAAAUUAUGUCAAGAAAUGCUCUCAACAGGAAUCAUUCGCCCUAGCCAGUCCCCAUUCAGCUCUCUUGUCCUAUUGGUGAAAAACAAAGACGGUACUUGGCGAUUUUAUGUAGAUUACAGAGCCUUAAAUGCAAUCACGGUCAGAGAUCAAUUUCCUAUACCGACCGUAGACGAAUUGUUGGACGAACUCCACGGGGCCACAAUAUUCUCCAAACUUGAUCUACGAUCUGGUUACCACCAAAUUCGCAUGCACUCAGAAGAUAUUCAUAAGACAGCAUUCCUAACAAACCACGGCCACUUUGAAUUUAUGGUUCUACCAUUUGGGUUGUCAAAUACUCCCUCUACUUUUCAUGCAACAAUGAAUGAUGUGUUCGCACCACUCCUCCGACGUUUUGUAGUCAUAUUCUUUGAUGACAUCUUAGUUUUCAGCUCAACAUUACAAACACACGUCACACAUUUAUCUCAAGUCCUGGACAUAUUGAGGAAACAACAAUUGUAUGCGAAACUUUCAAAGUGCUCAUUUGCUACAUCAUCUAUUCAAUUCUUAGGACACAUUGUGUCUAGUGAUGGUGUCGUACCUGACCCGGAUAAAGUCAUAGCAGUUUCAGAAUGGCCUACUCCAACUACGGUCACUCAAAUUCGAGCAUUCCUAGGGCUUUCAGGAUACUAUCAGAAAUUUAUUAAAGGGUAUGCACAAACAGCUUUUCCAAUCAGUGAUCUCCUGACAAAAGGCAAAUUCCAUUGGACAGAAGAAGCUAACACGACAUUUAUGGAAUUAAAGACGUGCCUUACUGAAGCACCGAUUCUCACUCUUCCUGACUUUCAAAAACAAUUUAUAAUUGAGACAGAUUCAUCAGGUACGGGUAUAGGAGCUGUGUUGCUACAAGAUAGAAAAACACUAGCGUAUUUCAGUAAGAAACUCUUCCCACGCAUGCAAACUCAAUCAACUUAUAUCAGGGAGAUGUAUGCUAUUACGUCGGCAGUAGGCAAAUGGCGUCAAUACCUCUUAGGAUCCAGCUUUGUCAUACGAACGGACCAUGACUCAAGAGCAAAGGAAAGGGCUCAGAACGGGGAGCUCCAUGGGGAGAAGACAACAAUCAACGACAAAGACGGAAGGAGGAAUGAGGUAGUAAGCAACGAUUCUUUCCAAAUUCCACAGGGAAUUAAUGCCCCCAACAACUCAGCUGCAACAUGCAUCAAGGCAUCCACCCACUCAGCUGCACAAAGUCAGUCACGCACACUACUCAAGGAGUCACAUGGGGAAGACGUCUUUAGGGAUGAGGCUGAUCCUUUAGGAGCCAAUCAUUUUCCCAUCAAAGGAUUUCGGACCAACGCCAUAACGCCACCUCAACCUGAUCCAUCACAUACCCAGGCGGCAACGUCUACCGUUGAUCACGUUGCUGAUGGACGAAUCUGGACCGGCGGUUCCAAGCCCAUUGAGAGGCCCACGCCACAUGACUUUAAGCUUGAGGACAAGCUCUUUUCUGAUGGGCAAGAGAGUGUAGCGGACCCUGAUAAUGGGAGGCCCAAACGAAUGACAAAGCCACCAGCCCACCUCAAAGAUUGUUUAGUGCUUUAUUAG
Messenger RNA from Gastrolobium bilobum, 2904 nucleotides. RefSeq lists its product as uncharacterized. NCBI's taxonomy places the organism in Eukaryota, Viridiplantae, Streptophyta, Magnoliopsida, Fabales, Fabaceae. The record is from RefSeq and is a predicted model, not a curated record. The transcript has a single exon. The coding region runs from base 1 to 2904 and encodes 967 amino acids.